Messenger RNA from Lodderomyces parapsilosis, 3303 nucleotides. RefSeq names its product alpha-mannosidase (gene AMS1). Gene Ontology annotation, cellular component: fungal-type vacuole membrane. Gene Ontology annotation, molecular function: carbohydrate binding; alpha-mannosidase activity. NCBI's taxonomy places the organism in Eukaryota, Fungi, Ascomycota, Pichiomycetes, Serinales, Debaryomycetaceae. The record is from RefSeq and is a predicted model, not a curated record. The transcript has a single exon. Gene Ontology annotation, biological process: oligosaccharide catabolic process; mannose metabolic process. The coding region runs from base 1 to 3303 and encodes 1100 amino acids.
AUGGGAUACGAAAAUUUCAAUCAUCAACCAAACUUUAAACCAAUUGACCACCUCUAUGAAGCUCGAUUGCGUCAAUUCACCGACACCGGAGGCCAAUACCCUAGUUUGAACUUGCCCAAAUUUUAUGACAUUCAUAGAACUGAAAUUGGUAACUUACAAACUUGGAAAGUGCCCGAUGACAAAGAAGGUAGGACUCAAAGACCAUUAUUUCGUGAUAUCAAGUUUGAUGAAGUAUCUUGGGAGCAUAUUGGAUUAGGAUACAAUUUUGGACCCAGUUGGAAGACAUUUUGGGUCAAAUUCCACUUGGAUAUUCCUCAAGAUUGGCUUAAAUAUGAAGGAUUGGAAAUUGAAUGGGAUUCCAGCUCCGAAGCAUUGAUUUAUGAUGCCAACGGUCUCCCCUUGCAAGCUUUUACUGGUGGUGAUCGUAACUUGUUUGAAAUUCCCGACAAGUUUAGAAAAACUGGUAGACAAUUAUUUUACAUCGAAGUUGCUUGUAAUGGAAUGUUUGGUAAUGGUGCUGAUGGUGAACCAAAUCCAAACAGAUAUUUCCGCUUGAACAAGGCUCAUUUAGUGGUUCCUAAUUUAGAAGCUAGACGUCUCUUUUGGGAUUUUUGGAUCUUGGGCGAUGCAGCAAGAGAGUUCCCUGGCGGAUGGCAAAAAUAUCAAGCAGCUGAUGUUUGUACCAAGAUUAUGAAUGCGUUUGAUCCUGAAAAUGUCGACUCAAUUAAAGAGUGUCGUAAAUUGGCUACUAAAUUGCUCGGUGAUAAGAUCAAUUCAGAAGCAGUGUUUAAUGACUACCCAAACAAGAAUAACAAACGUAUUGAUGUAUUUGGCGUGGGAAACUGUCACAUUGAUACUGCUUGGGAAUGGCCAUUUGCUGAAACAAAGAGGAAAAUUGUUAGGUCAUGGACUACUCAAUUGAAAAUUGCUGACAAGUAUCCCGAAUAUGUAUUUGUAGCAUCACAAAUGCAACAAUUCAAAUGGUUGAAACAAUCAUAUCCUGAAAUUAUUGACGAUAUAAAGGAAAAAUUCAAGAGAAAUCAAUUUAUCCCACUUGGUGGAUCAUGGGUUGAGAAUGAUACUAAUUUACCCAACGGUGAAUCUUUACUAAGACAAUUUAUCUUGGGACAACGAUUUUCUCAAGCUGAAUUUGGAUUUAGGUCAAAUAUAUUUUGGUUACCCGAUACUUUUGGUUAUAGCUCACAAAUCCCACAAAUUUGUCAAUUAUCCGGUAUCGAUCGGUUCUUGACACAAAAACUAUCAUGGAAUAACAUCAAUACAUUCCCACUCACUACAUUCAACUGGAAGGGGAUCAAUGGAUCUCAAGUAUUGGUGCACAUGCCUCCGGAUAAUACCUACACAGCAGCAGCAAACUUUGGUGAUGUCCUGAGAUCACAACAUCAACACAAGAACUUAAGAGAUGUACCAACUGGAUUGUUACUUUAUGGUUUUGGUGAUGGUGGUGGUGGUCCAACCCCAGAAAUGAUUGAAAAAUUGAGACGGUGUAGAGGUUUGAGUAACGAGGUGGGUUUACUUCCAUCAGUGGCAUUGGACGUUUCGAUUGAGGAUUUUUACGAUCAUUUGUUGGAGAAAUCAAAUAAUGGACUGACGUUGCCCACUUGGACGGGUGAGAUUUAUCUUGAGUUUCAUCGUGGUACUUAUACAGUGCAAGCAAAGAUCAAGAGACUUAUGAGACAAGGUGAGAUUAAGUUGCACGAUUUGGAAUUAGUUGCUGGUUUGGUUAGUCUCAAGAAUAAGGAUUACACUUACCCCUCCAAGGAGAUUAACGAUUUAUGGGAAGAUCUUUGUUUAUGUCAGUUUCAUGAUGUAUUGCCCGGUAGUUGCAUUGGUAUGGUUUACUAUGAGGAAGUGUUUCCCAUGUUGACAAGUUUAUUAGAAAAAGCUGACAAGUUGAUUUUCAAAGCCUUCGAAGCUUCAGGUAAACCUAAACGCAACGCAGUUGUCAAUACUUUACCUUGGGAUAGACACAAUGAAAUUGUUGAACUUAGUGAAGAUGAGUCACCAGAUUUGUACAAGACAUUCAAGAAGGAUGGACAUAUUACUGCCAAUGGCAAGCUUCAAUUGUCUAUUGAUUACAUUUCGGGAGAGACCAAGGUGAACAAAAAAGUGAAAUACCCUGCCAGCGUUGAAUCCAACGACGAAGGUUACAUUUUAUCCAAUGGGUUAUUGGUGGCCAAAAUCUCUUCAAAUGGUGUUAUUACUUCGCUUUAUGAUACAGUUGCUGAAAGAGAAAUCAUUGACAAUACCGCCACUAAACAAACAAUGCAAGGAAACAAAGUGGUUGGCGGUAACCAAUACGUGUUGUUUGAUGAUGAACCUCUCAAUUUCCCUGCUUGGGACACUGAGUUGUACUCUUUGGAAAAAUUCAAGUUGUUGGAUAAUGCAAAGAGCAAGAUUUUGUCCAAUGAUGCAAUUGAGUCAUCAAUUGUUGUCACGCAUGAAAUCUCGCCCAACUCAUCCAUUGAAACUGUUAUUUCAUUACCUGGAAUCAAUGAUGAAAAUAGUAUCAACAAUUAUGUCAAAUUUUCAUCAACUGUGCAAUGGCAUGAAACAUACAAGUUUUUAAAAGUACAAUUCCCAACAACAAUCAAUACUUCCUUGGAUGCUAGUUAUGAAACUCAAUUUGGAAUCACAAAGCGGCCUACUCAUUACAAUACCACUUGGGAUGUGGCCAAGUUUGAAGUAUGUCAUCACAAAUUUAUGGAUUUGAGUGAGUACAAUUAUGGUGUUUCAAUUUUGAACAAUAACAAAUACGGUGGUUCAAUCCAUGGCAAUUUGAUUAGAUUAUCAUUACUUAGAAGUGCAAAAGCCCCCGAUAACAAAGCUGACAUGGGCGAGCAUAAAUUUGAAUAUGCAAUUUAUCCACAUCGUGGACCAUUGGGUGUAAACACCGUGAAAGCCGGCUACAAUUUCAACUACAAGUUGAUUGCCAAAGCCAUGGAUACAUCAUAUUUACACGCCGUUAAAUUAAACACUGAUGCCGAUUCAUCAUCGUCAUUGAUUUUAUCUCAUAUCAAACGUGGCGAGGAUGAUGUUGAUGUGAGUCAGUAUUCUCAAUUAUCCAAGAAUGAAAAAUCCAUUGUGGUGAGAAUUUAUGAAUCCUUGGGUGGGGUUGGUAAAGGAGAGUUGGUUAUUGAUGAAAAGUAUUUCAAAGUUGAUAAAGUUUUGAAAACGAAUGGAUUAGAAAAUCAAGUGUUUGAAGAGUUGGAAGUGAAGAAGGGUGUUGUUGGCAUCAAUUUGAAAGGGUUCGAAAUUGGUACUUUUAAAAUUUUGUUAAAGUAG